GAGAGAGAGAGAGAGAGAGAGAGAGAGAGAGAGAGAGAGAGAUGGAUAAAAGUGUGUGUGCUUCGUCUUUUUUCUCUCCGAGUCUAUCGUUUUCUUUCUUCACUUUCUCCGUUUUUAUCGUUUCUCUUCUUCUUCUCCAAAUUGAUGGCUUUUUAAGGUUUCCCCACUCGAUCUAAUCUAACCUAACGCUCCUUCAUUAACUUUCUUCAGACAGAUUACAAUAACGUGUAAUAUACAAGACACAGAAACAUCAUUGAUUCCGAUCUCAAGUUUUGUCUUUUUGAUUUCAUAUACACAGAUACAUAGAUAACAAACACACAUCUUUGAUCAAAUGUCUGGACUUUGGAGAUUGAGGAAUCUAAAGUCUCUAGCUUUACAUGCUCGUUCGAUUUCACCUGUUUCCAAUCUUUAUUCUCUGGAAUUAGGAUCAUGCCCUCGUCGUCGUAUUCAAGAACGAUUCAAAUCGGAACAAGGCGGCGGAGGAGGAGGAGGAGAUGAUUUUCCGGUUCCGGUGACUCGUCGGAAGUUAAGAGCAGAGCCGAAUUGUCCUCGUUGCUCAAAGCAAAUGGAUCUUCUCUUCUCAAAUCGUCAAUUUCCAUCUUCUAAUCUUCUUCAACGUCCUGAUGAUUCUGAUUCCUCCGGUGCCGGAGAUAAAACGAACUUCCAGUCUGUUAAUUUCUGUCCGACUUGUAAAACUGCUUAUGGAUUCAACCCUCGUGGUGUCUCUCCUCUUCAAGGGACAUUCAUUGAGAUCGGUCGUGUUCAAUCUCCAACCACUACUACCACCAAUGCUACUACUUCCAAAUCCACCAGGAAACAACAACAACAUUCAAAGGAUCCAAAUCAAGGAUUCAAUUACAGGAACAAGCUUAGAUCUUCCUUUUGGGAUACACUUAGAUCUUACGGUGCUGAGCCACCUGAGGAUUGGUCUCCUCCUCCUCCUCAUUCUCCUUUGAACUCUUCUCCUCCUAAUACCAUUCCUGUGAACGCUUCUCCUAGUGCCGUGGAUACUUCUCCUUUACCUGAUGCAGUUAAUGACGUUAGUCGAUGGGGUGGUGCUGGCCUUGGCAGAGACUUUCCUACUCCAAAGGAGAUUUGUAAAUGGCUUGACAAGUUCGUCAUUGGCCAAAGCCGGGCUAAAAAGGUGCUCUCUGUCGCUGUGUAUAAUCAUUACAAGAGAAUUUAUCAUACCUCUAUGAAGAAAGGGUCAGCAGCACAACCAAUUGAUGAUGACGAUAAUGUAGAAUUAGAUAAGAGCAAUGUUCUCUUGAUGGGGCCUACUGGCUCUGGGAAGACAUUACUCGCAAAGACUUUGGCGAGGCUUGUAAAUGUUCCUUUUGUCAUUGCUGAUGCAACUACACUGACUCAGGCUGGUUAUGUGGGUGACGAUGUUGAAUCAAUCCUUCAUAAGCUACUAACGGUCGCUGAGUUCAACGUGCAAGCAGCACAACAGGGAAUAGUCUAUAUUGAUGAAGUUGAUAAGAUAACUAAGAAGGCUGAGAGUUUAAACAUUAGCCGGGAUGUUUCUGGGGAAGGUGUUCAACAGGCACUUUUGAAAUUACUGGAAGGCACUAUUGUAAAUGUUCCAGGGAAAGGUGCAAGAAAGCAUCCGCGGGGUGACCAUAUACAGAUAGACACAAAAGAUAUCCUAUUUAUCUGUGGAGGAGCAUUUGUUGACCUUGAGAAGACCAUUGUGGAUAGACGACAAGACUCAUCAAUUGGUUUUGGAGCUCCUGUUCGUGCCAACAUGGCUACCAGUGGAGUGACCAGUGGUGCAAUAACUUCAUCUUUGCUAGAAUCGGUUGAGAGUGCCGAUCUGACAGCAUAUGGCCUUAUACCGGAGUUUGUAGGACGCUUUCCCAUAUUAGUUAGUUUGUCAGCUCUGACAGAGGACCAGCUCAUUCGGGUGCUUGUAGAACCCAAAAAUGCUCUUGGGAAACAGUACAAGAAACUAUUUAGCAUGAACAACGUAAAGCUGCAUUUUACUGAGAAAGCGCUGGAGAUAAUAUCCAAGCAAGCAAUGGUGAAAAAUACAGGUGCGAGGGGACUAAGAGCCUUACUUGAAAGCAUUCUUACCGAAGCCAUGUUUGAGAUUCCAGAUGAUAAAAAGGGAGAUGAAAGAAUCGAUGCGGUUAUAGUAGAUGAGGAAUCAACAAGCUCAGAAGCGUCUCGUGGAUGCACAGCAAAAAUACUUAGAGGAGACGGUGCUUUCGAGCGUUACCUCAGCGAGAACAAGUCGAAAGAUGCUACAGAACCAAUGGUUGACGAAAGAGUAGGCUCGGCGAAAGCAAUGAGAUUGUAAAGAGAAUGAGAGAAGAAGGGUUUUAACAUGAAGAGUUUUUUUUUUAUUAUUUGUAAAGAACGAUAGCAUUCAUAAAAGUGCAAGAGGAAUUUAUCCACUCUGUACAAUAAAAUGUUAGCUUACAGAUUCGAAAGCUGAAUUGUUGUUACAUAGAAAGAAAAGAAUAGGAUCGGUGUAAAAACAACAUUUUUGUAACUCUCUCUGUUUCAAAAUAACAAAAGUGUUAUUAGUUUGUCAGUUCAUGUUAUUACAACAUUUUUUAGUCAAUCUCGAUAAUGUAUCCAUUAGUUAGGACCCCAACAGCUCAAGAACAUAACCGUUCUAAGUGACUCUUCAGAUUGCUUUGACUUGUCAUCAUCCUUACUAGAAGCGACGGCGAUGGAUGAAAAGAAUCUGAUAGCCUCAGAAGCGGAUCUCAUGUUGUUACGGAUACGUUAUUCACUGAUCGGAUCAAGUAGUUCCACCGAUACAUUCCUAAUUGGUCCUUGGAAGCUUCCACGGCUCCGAUGCUUGCAGCUACUAACUAUGCUUUGCUCGUUGAACAGUUGAACUCAUCUUUUUUAUUAGAAACAAAAGCAGAGAAACUAUUUGCUUUUUGUUUUGUUUUGUAUAGAUUAUGAAUUUGUGUUUGUGAAAAAUGUUGAUGAAGAAGAUGAGACUCUGAUUAGUCUUGUUAUAUAAUAAGAGAAAGUAGCCG
Molecule: messenger RNA, 2999 nt
Organism: Arabidopsis thaliana (thale cress)
Lineage: Eukaryota; Viridiplantae; Streptophyta; Magnoliopsida; Brassicales; Brassicaceae
Product: ATP-dependent Clp protease
Exons: 15
Coding region: 332-2302 (656 amino acids)
Biological process (GO): protein folding
Cellular component (GO): mitochondrion
Molecular function (GO): ATP-dependent protein folding chaperone; ATP binding; ATP hydrolysis activity
Source: RefSeq, marked reviewed